Boeremia exigua is the source of this 483-nucleotide messenger RNA. RefSeq lists its product as uncharacterized. The coding region runs from base 70 to 321 and encodes 83 amino acids. The record is from RefSeq and is a predicted model, not a curated record. The transcript has a single exon. Lineage: Eukaryota; Fungi; Ascomycota; Dothideomycetes; Pleosporales; Didymellaceae.
AGAGAAAGUCAGCCUUGAACCUAUACCUGCACUGGCCUCCUAUAUUCGUAUCAUAACUACGGAGACAUUAUGAGUCUCUUGUCGGCGAUGGCACUGACACCUCGGAUCUUUACCUUCACCUCGUCGCGGCGAUGUCGGCGUCUCUGGGACAACCAGCGCAAACAUGCUGCUACAAACGACGGCCUCUUGACUGCGACGUCGGCGUCCGUCCUGCCUAAUCUCCCGACGUUCACGCAAGUACGAUGGGGUUUGACAAACACCACAGCCCAGCUCGAGCACACACACCACGCACGUUCGCCCAACCCACUAACACUCGUAUAACGCUCAAUUCUAUCAACAUCAACACUAUCAACAAUCACUAAGUAUUUGUAUGACACAGUUGACUACGCACGGGUUCCAGUGGCCGCGCAAGUCAUGAGACACAGCUAAUCCACUCUCACUGCACCCUACGCACACCUGUACCCCAUUGAGAGACUUCCCGGG